Molecule: messenger RNA, 1578 nt
Organism: Symsagittifera roscoffensis
Lineage: Eukaryota; Metazoa; Xenacoelomorpha; Acoela; Convolutidae
Product: carbonic anhydrase 2-like
Exons: 8
Coding region: 272-1210 (312 amino acids)
Biological process (GO): one-carbon metabolic process
Cellular component (GO): plasma membrane
Molecular function (GO): carbonate dehydratase activity; zinc ion binding
Source: RefSeq, a predicted model, not a curated record
AAAAGCUUAAACGCAAUAAUCUAUAAGACCAAACUUUCAGUUUAUAUUUUUUUGUAGAAUGUUCUAUCAAAAAGGUCCAGAAAAUAAACAAAGCUGAUGAACUUGAGUGAUAUAGAAAACAAACACGCCACUAAAAUCAGCUGCUCUUUUUUUGGGCCUUAAUGUAUGAAUGAUCUGUUUUGGUAACUGUGCUGAAUAUAUCAAUCUAGAUUCAUUUUGAUUAUAAGCAAAUAUAAUUUUCAAUUGAUAAAAAAUUCACAAAGUCGUAAACAUGAGAUCCCUUGAGGUAAUUUUUGCUGUUUUGUCUUUCGUCAGAGGAGGUUUCUCAGCCGAUUGGACUUAUGCAGACCAAGCAGCCUGGGUGGGUACUCCAGCGGCCACUACGGGCGGCUGGGUGUGUGAUGGGAUGCGUCAAUCACCUAUUGACAUCGUCACUUCAAAUGCCGUGCAUGACACUAAUCUAAAUGGAGGAUUCGUGUUUGCUAGUGACCUGGGGGCCAACAUCGCAUCUGCAGAGCUCGAGAACAAAGGAUACACAAUGCAAAUGACGGAUGCAGCCUACACGACCUCUUCCAUGACCAUAUCCGGGGCAGAUCUUCCUAUGAGUGACUAUGCCUUCUGGCAAUUCCACUUCCACUGGGGCACAACUGACGACCCCGGGUCGGAACACACCGUCAAUGGAAAGAGGUACCCCGCCGAGGUUCACUUCGUAUUCAAAAGUAAAUCUACGGGUCUUACCGAUCCAAACUCCUUGGCUGUUCUGGGAUUCUUCAUCGACAAGUAUGACGACAACAGUUUCGAGCAUGGAGGUCAAUGGAAAAAUGUAAUCGACGCUAUUACAGCUGCUGCAAGCACCGAGGGUACAACCCAGGCUUUCGCUAAUACUCUGUCCAUUUCGGACCUGAUUCCGAUGUACCAGCCAGAUGUGAUCCAGAGAGUGUUCCACUAUGAUGGAUCACUCACCACUCCCCCCUGUCUGGAAGUGGUCAACUGGUAUGUCUUCGAACAACCCAUCUAUCUCAGCACCGACCAGUAUGAUCAGUUUCUGCUAACUACGAAUGCGGCCAACCAACAAGCUGUGAACACUUACAGGGACAUCCAGCCACUCAACGGUCGAACAGUGUACAAAACAGAUAUGACAGGCGGAGUUCCAAUUGGCCGAUUGUCGAUCUCAGCGAUUGCUGUGGUAGUUUUUGCCAUGCUUUUUUGAGCAACCGGCAAAAGUGGGGAGCUUGUCUAUUUUAACGGCCUAAAAAGUUUUAACAUUACGUAACUGCGUGACAUGAACAGUUUCACGCAAGACUCUAAAUAUAUUGGUUAGAUAUUUGAUUUCAACCAAUAAGGUGCGAGCAUUCUUACUGCUUUAAUCAUUUUUUCAUUUUAUCUAAGUUUGCAAGUUUAGACCGUUCAAAUUUGCAAAAGUACUGAAACUUGGACGAAAAUUUAAAUGAUAUGUACAAAACUAGGUGCGAAAAAAUUAUACUUUGUGAUAUAAAAUUUUGUAAAUUUUUGUAUCGAAUUUGUGUAAAUAAGCAGAAACUUUGUAUAUAUUAUCGAAGCUGAAAAUAAGAAGUAUAU